UCCAAUUUAUUACUUGACCCUUGCUAUUUUUCCUUUUAAGUACUGUCCAAUCUGUAGUACUUUCAUUUGGUACCCCAUGUUGUGACUUUUAUGUAGUACUUUCACAUGGUGCUCCGGGGCAUUCAGGCUGCUUGAGCAAGUCAUGUUUUAGCAAGAAAAAAUGAUUGCCUAUGUUGAUGAUGUUUGUUGGGAUUCUUUUUUCAGACAUUGUAGUUGCAGCUGUGCUUUCUGGAAAUCGAAACUUUGAAGGUCAUGUUCACCCUCUAACAAGAGCUAAUUAUCUUGCUUCGCCACCGCUGGUUGUCGCAUAUGCACUUGCGGGAA
This is a messenger RNA of Capsicum annuum, 324 nucleotides long. Its product is annotated as aconitate hydratase, cytoplasmic. Lineage: Eukaryota; Viridiplantae; Streptophyta; Magnoliopsida; Solanales; Solanaceae. The record is from RefSeq and is a predicted model, not a curated record. Gene Ontology annotation, biological process: citrate metabolic process; tricarboxylic acid cycle. Gene Ontology annotation, molecular function: 4 iron, 4 sulfur cluster binding; aconitate hydratase activity. Gene Ontology annotation, cellular component: cytosol; mitochondrion.